GUGAAGCGACGCGCCGACUCCGUGCUGCUGGCGACUAGUAACGAGCCGCAUGAUUUGGGUCUUCAUUUCUUGUUUAAAUUUCGCGGGCGAAAUAAAUUUUUUUUAUUGGACUAAAUACACUUUUAUGAUAUUAUUUAUUGUGGAAACUUUAUUUUAUCGCGUGAGUUUUCCCGACCGUGAAUAAUCACCGAUUAUUUCUUGAAUAAAAAAAAUUUAUUUAUUUCUUUUGGAACAUUUUCAUACAGAAUUAUUGGACUUGAGAAUUCGGUCAGAUGUUUGGGAAUGAAAAGCAACGGCGAAAGCUGCUGUUCGCUGCUCCAAUCUGUCUCUUGGUAGUUUUCACAUUGAAGCAAAGCCAGUUACUUGACUCCAAUUCAGCCACUUUCAAUUAUUAUUGGAACAAUGAAAGAGCGUCUCGCCGAAUGCUAUUUAGAGCAAAAAAAGAUGGUCUCAUUGCUCCUCCAAUAUAUGACGACGUUGAGCUGCCGUGGUGGGAGCGAACAAACAUUACCAGCUGCAGUGAGCUCACAGACAACGUAAAGCACCCCAGUCAUGCAGUAGAACAUCGUGUCGCCCCUUACAAUGGCAGCAAUUUUGUUCCUCUGAGCGGAAGCUGUGGACGACGAGCGUCGCUGCUCGGGAACAAGCAGAAAGUUGUAUCUUUCUCCGUGUAUGGAAAAAAUCAAAAGUAUUACAAAGGAUUAGUGUUUAUAAUUAGAGAUAUUCAGAAAUUGUAUCCGGGUUGGAAUAUCCGCAUUCACACACUCCCUAAAGAACACUACUCCUUUUUCUGUCCUCUGUUGAUGAAGUAUCCCAACUUGGCCUUGUGUGAUGCCGAGAACCUGCCUGAGCCUCUGGGUGACGUGUCGAUGUUGAACCCAAUGCUGUGGCGCUCGUCACCCAUGGGGGACCCGCAGGUCGAGCGUUUCAUCGUCAGGGACUCAGAUGCCCAGAUGAGCGAGCGGGAGGUGGCGGCCGUGAACGAGUGGAUGGCGUCAGGUAAAGCGGUGCAUCUCAUGAGGGAUCACCCAGCUCACGACGCCCCUGUCAUGGGGGGUAUGUUCGGGGUGUACCAGCCCCCCGACAUGCUUCAUGUCUUCGAGGACAUCCUGGACAAGCUUUUCGUCUUGCAUCCAGCGAAUGAUCAGGAUAAUUUAGCGAGAGUGAUGACGAGAAGCUUCCUAGACGAGCACGCUCUGCAGCACAGCAGCUUCCACUGCACGAGUAGGCGUCUGGGACCCAGUCUGCCCUUCCCGACUCAGAGAGAAGGCGGCUUUUUUGUCGGCAACCCUUGGUAUCGACCAGAGUACUGCUGCGAGCCUCUGGACAAGAAGUGCCCUAAACCAUGCCGGCCCCCACAGCAUCCAGAUUGGCUGUACUGCUAGAUACAAUCGCACAUUACGAGAGUGCCUUCAUACUUUUUCGCCGUAAAUCUCCACUGGGCGGAAAAAUCACGAUAAGGGGCAACUUACUGCAUGGACACGUCUGAAGGACAUUUUUUACCGGACUCUCGAAACAGACGCACUAAUACUUAACAUCGGAGCUUCUACGAGUAAUUGAAUGCGACAUAUAAUUCUACUCAACUUUUUUAUGACUACCCAAGUUAUUGCACAUAAUAGCUAUAAAUGUUAAAUAACGUUCUUAUUACAUUGCAAGUGAAUUUAGAUUGUUACGUAUUAUUCAAAUUUUCUUUCCUACAUGCAAUUAUGAAAUGAAAAAUCGAGAACAAUAGCCUAAGAAGGGUACAUAGCGGCGGCUAUUAGCUACAACUUAACUUUAUUCAUUUUUAUCGAACAUUAAAUUAUUUAGUACGUUUCUUUGUUAUCAAUCUGACCAAUCACGCUUUUAACCAAUGUAUAGGGAAUGUAGAUAUGUUGCAAAUGAAUUCUUAACAUUUUCAAAACGCAUCAGAUCGGUUGGUACAUUUUCAUAUUUCAUCAGCAAUUUUCACAUGUUUUUGUCGCAGCAGAAAUCUGUACAUUCACAUAUCGUAUUUUCCGUUCUUUUUAUUUUCAUGUCAUGCCAGCUAUCUCAACAUUCAUAUUUCACGUCCGCAGUCGUUGCCUUUUAACUAAUUCAAUUCCAAAUAUAUUUUGUAUUAUUCCGGCUAAUAUACAGUAUUUACUCACCACAGUAGCUAAAACAAUCACUCCAAUCCAAUUGUCCACCGAACGAAAUACCUAAAUUUAUCAAAAAAUAAUCAGAAACCUAUUGAUAUCAUCCAACGAGACCCUAACUACUUAUAAUACCAGAAAAAAAAAUAAAUUCAAUGACCGAUUUGAACAUAGCUGUGUAAAACUCCACUCAAAUAAGCUUUAAACAUAUGACGACUUUUUUCCCAUCUACUGAAUCGCGAUAAAAACAUUUGAACUGCCGCUGUACAAUUAUAUCAAUACUUAAGUAAAAUUGGCAAACUCGAAACUAUAUAUGGCCAGCAAUUUUUAUCUGGGUAAGAAACUUUUCAAACGCAAACAACAUUAAGAGAAACAGUAUUAGAUGUCAUUUUAAAAUAGUUCGAAGACACAGAACGAAGUGACGUCGUGCAAUUAUGUAAA
Molecule: messenger RNA, 2555 nt
Organism: Hyalella azteca
Lineage: Eukaryota; Metazoa; Arthropoda; Malacostraca; Amphipoda; Hyalellidae
Exons: 4
Coding region: 273-1385 (370 amino acids)
Source: RefSeq, a predicted model, not a curated record